AUGACAGAAUGCUGCGGCCACGAACAGGAGCGCCUCGCUGGCGAAGUGGCAAAGAUCCACGAUGCGGCGAGCGAGGCGGCAGGAAACCUCACACAGGUGCGCGAGCUUCAGCAAGAGCAGCGCCGAGCCCAGGAGGAGAUCCGGCGAGACCUUGCGGAGGAGCAGCGGCAGAGGAAGGAGGCUGAGGGCCGCCUCGGCGCUGAGCUGGAGGAGGAGGCCCGGCGCGACCUCGAGGAGCAGCGCCUCCGCCAGGAGGCGCUGAGCCUCCUGGGGGCGCAGGUGGAGGACCAGCUGGCUGCCAUGGCCGAGCGCCACCAGACCUUGGGGACUUUUUUGGGAGUAGUGAGGGGCAACUUGGGUGCAAUUGGACCAUAG
Molecule: messenger RNA, 375 nt
Organism: Symbiodinium natans
Lineage: Eukaryota; Dinophyceae; Suessiales; Symbiodiniaceae
Source: the annotation of a GenBank genome assembly